GGAAGCACGGCCCCGGAAGAGGCAGGACGCGAGCGCACGAAAGGCGGAAGCACGGCCCCGGAAGAGGCAGGACGCGAGCGCGCGGCGCGCUCCGGGCCCCGCGGGGGGCAGCUCCCACACCGCACCUUCCUUCCGGCCCAUCCCCGCGCCUCUUCGCGCGCGCGCUGCCGCCCGCCCUGGUCACGUGAGGGUGCUGCGCGUGGAUUUUCGCGCCAGCCGCAGCGGCGCGUGGGGACGCCGGUGGUGGGCAUGUUUCGCAUCGAGGGCCUGGGGCCCAAAAUGGACCCGGAGGAGCUGAAGCGGAAGAUGCGCCGCGACGUCCUCACCUCCGUCCGCAACUUCCUCAUCUACGUCGCGCUGCUGCGGAUCACUCCUUUCAUCCUGAAGAAGCUGGACAGUAUAUGAACAUUUAAGACUCAGUAUAUGAAAACAUAAAAUGGACUGUAGCUGCUUUUCUGUUUGCUAAUUAAGCAUUGUGCUAGAGGCAGACAUCCAAUACUAAAUGGUUCUAAAAUGUUUCACUUAAGCAUAUCUGACCUGAGAACGAUAGCCUAUUUGGGAGUAUGGGGAAGAUGCCUGUUGUUCCUGCAGGUGAAUUCUGGUCACAGAAUACUCCCUAGUAUCAUCAAACAACGACUUGUCAUGGAACAUUUCUUGUACUGUUUUAAAGAACCCUCCACCUCCAUUUUGUAUGAAGUGUUAAGUGUUAGCAAGUUCUUUUUAUUAUGCAGCUACCUCUAAAUUGCCACAUGCUAUCAAUCUUACUGAACCUGUCUGUAUGAAAAAUGAAGUCGUUAAUGAAUCCAGCUCACAGCAGCUUGAUUUGAAAUAAAUGGAAGAGCAAUUGUGUAACUUAA
Messenger RNA from Strigops habroptila (Kakapo), 857 nucleotides. RefSeq names its product translocase of outer mitochondrial membrane 5 (gene TOMM5). The transcript is spliced from 2 exons. The record is from RefSeq and is a predicted model, not a curated record. Bases 250 to 405 code for a protein of 51 amino acids. Gene Ontology annotation, cellular component: mitochondrial outer membrane translocase complex. NCBI's taxonomy places the organism in Eukaryota, Metazoa, Chordata, Aves, Psittaciformes, Psittacidae.